AUGUCAGAGAACCAAGGCAACCACCAUCACCACCCAAUGAACAAUAAUGUGGGCGGUAGGGCCCCUGCCGGAAACAACCGUGGGGUCCGCAACCUCAACCAGAACCCCCUCAUCAACGUACGUGACCGCUUGUUCCAUGCCCUUUUCUUCAAGAUGGCCGUCACCUACGCCCGCCUCUUCCCACCUUCCUUCCGUCGUAUAUUUGAAUUCUUCGUACUUCUCAAGGUAAAGUGGUUUUUUUGUGGGGGAGUGGGGGAGGUUGACUGCGUUCAACAUCUGAGGCCCUUCUUUGUGUACCCUCUUCACGUGAGGGUGGCAACAUGAGAACAGGGCCUUUUCUGCAGUGGCUCCUUGUUUGUGGAAUACUCUCCCCAAGGAGGUUUGCCUGGCGCCUCCACUAUAUAUUUUUAGGCACCAUAUGAAAACAUUCCUCUUCAACUAGGCCUUCGGCUGAUUAAUAUCCUACAGCCUUUUAAAUGUAUCUGUGGGAAGGGGUGGGGGUUGUUGUUUUGGUUCAAUUAUCUUGUAUUUUGUUAUGUGAACUGCACUGAGAUCUUUUGAGGAAGGGUGGUAUAUAGAUUAAAUAAAUGGAUAAAUAAAAAUCAAAUACAGUGGUGCCCCGCAAGACGAAUGCCUCGCAAGACGGAAAAACCGCUAGACGAAAGGGUUUUCCGUUUUGGAGUUGCUUCGCAGGACGAAUUUCCCUAUGGGCUUGCUUCGCAAGACGAAAAUGUCUUGCGAGUCUUGAGAUUUUUUUUUCGCUUUCCCCCCCCUUUAUCUAAUCUGCUAAGCCUUUAAUAGCCUUUAAUAGCCUUUUAGCAGCUAAUCCCCUAAGCCUUUAAUAGCCGCUAAACCGCUAAUAGCGCUAAUCCGUUAAGCCGCUAAUAGGGUUGCUUCGCAAGACGAAAAAACCGCUAGACGAAGACUCUCGCGGAACGGAUUAAUUUCGUCUUGCGAGGCACCACUGUAUGUUGUGCUGCGGGGACCUUUAACUCAGAUCAGGCCUCCUCCUUGCCUGGGCGGAGCAGAGAGAAGGUGUGUAGGAACUAGUCUACGCAAAGUAAAAAAUACAUUUCUUGCUCUGCCCACUUUUGCCCCUGGCCCCACCCAACACUGGCCCCUCCUGAAGGUUUCUCAAUGUGCUCCUCUGUCAGAGAAAGGCAAGGAAGCCCUUAUAUAUCAAGGAAGCCUUUACUUUCCACCUGCUGAAUCCUAAACACUUCCAGUUUCAAACAUACAUUUAACACAGCAUUUGCGCACAGUCACAUGGAAAUAAUUUGUGGCACAUAAAUUUUGAGUUGGAAACACUUUCCCUCCCCACUCCUCUCUUAAGCUUUUACAGGAUUCUUCCUGGUUGGCCGGUUGCAACAUUUAACCGACACAGGCGAUUAGCAGGGUUUGAAAUUAGCAGGGCGCCAGGUGCAUUUUGCGCCAAAAUAUUAUCCAUUUGCGAGCACCUCAAAAAAUCUGGGUGCCAUUUUUUGCGCCCAGCUGAUGCUCAAGGAUUACUGUAAAGUAUGUGCUCUGAAGCCUCAAAGUUAAAGAUAGACACUAUGUUAAGGAGUUUAAUAAUAAAGAGUAGAGUGUUUUGAAAACUGAAGUAUGGUACCAGUAUUUUUAUUGUAAACACCAAAUUAAUGUGUAUUAACAAUUUCUGAUAAAAACGUGAUAUUAGCAAUGUGUCUCAUGUGAAUUGCGUAUUAGUUCAUGCUUACCAAAAUUACAAUUAGUGUUGCCGACCCCCCCAAAAUGGCGACUAGACAUUCUGUUUUGGCGCCCACAGCCCAGGUCCCAGGAGCCAUUUGGCUCCUAGCUUUUCCAUCCCAGUUUUUAAGACUGGCAACUAGCCAGUCUUAAAAACUGCCGCAUUGCAGGGGGUUUAACAGGAUGACCCCUGGGGUACCUUCCAACAUCACAACUCUUAAGAAAUAGGAAGGUGGGGUUUUUCGGUGGCUUAAGCACACACCAGAAGUGUUAGGAAUGCUAAUGUUGAUAUCUGCUGUAGCUUGGUUGUAGAGCUUGCAAAAGCUCCUCGUUUGAUCUCUAGCAUCUUUGGAUAGAGCUGAGAAAGGCCUUUGACUGGAGAACCUGUGCCUGUCAUUGCGUUACAGUUCUGGGUUUGGAUGGCCAGGUAAAAAAAGGAAGUUUCUUCUCUGUUAACCCCACAAAAACAGCCCUCCUAGCAGAACUUAUUGAGAGCUGUCAACUUGUGUGGACAGUUUUGCGAGUCCAGGCUCAUAGAAUUGCAGAGGGGAGCUUGUAGGUCAUUCAUUCAAGCUUCUUGCUUGAGGCAGGAAAUCCUGACAAGUGCUACAUCACUUUGUGUGGGGCUGCCCUUGAAGACUACCUAAAAAACGUCAACUCAUCCAAAAUACAGCUGUCUGUUUACAGGCUGGCUUCCAUUUUGGACUUGCAUGACCCUUGUUAUACAACAGCUGCAUUGGUUGACAGUUCAUUCCUGGGUCCAGUUCAAGGUGCUGAUAUUAGUAUUCAUGACUCGGGUACCAAAUAUCUAAGUUGACUUUGGCCGCUUCCCUUCAGACACUCUAGGGAGGGGUCUCUCACUGGAGGGGGGGGUCCCUCUUGGUAGUGCCACUGCCCUCAGAGUUUUAGGGUGGUGAUGACUCGGGAGAGAACAUUCUCUGGAAGCUCCUCCAAACAGUCAGCCAAAGUCUACCGUCCUGUAACUCCUUUGGCUCUACUCAACCCACUUGGCCAAGACUCAAGGAGACCAGAGUUAAAGUGCAAUGACUUCUGGGAGGCCCCGGGGGUCCCUAUCCCUGUUGUAAACAUUUGAGGAAGUUUCCUGUUCAUUCAGCCUUUCAAAUCAAUACACAGAAGCUAACUAGCCCACAAAAAUUCUCAGUCAACAGCUUUUUUUUGGGGGGGGGGUGUCCAAAAAACUUCCUCUCAUCUUUGUGUGGUCUGGGAUGUGUCCAUGAACUCUGCUGAUGCCUCUAUAGGACAGAGUGGGGUGUGUAAGUGUGUGAAUGUCAGGCACUGGUUGGAUGCAGAGGGAUGGUGGGAGGUACCAGCAGAGGAACCCCCAAAGGAAGAAGGCUCAGAGCCUGGGGAUUGGUGAUGGGACAGUGAUUCUCAUAGAAUCAUAGCGUUAGAAGGGACCCUGAGGAUCAUCUAGUCCAACCCCCUACAAUACAGAAAUAUGCUGCUGUCCCUUAUGGGGAUUGAACCUGUAACCUUGGUGUUAUCAGCCCUGCACUCUAACCAACUCUAACCUUGGUCGGAGGGAGAAGAAUGGGAAGAGGUAGAGUCGGAAGCUGAAGGGGUAACAGGACUUAGUGAGCAGGGAGAGUCUGUGGCAGAGAGCAGUCCGGAAUCAGAGGCGGAAGCUGCAGCAGAAGAGGAGGGAGGCCAAGAUUAUGAGUCCAGCUGGUGCAGUCACGGCUGUCUCCCCCUCCUGCUGCGACAAUCUCCCCUCCCCCCUUGUCUCCCAGAACCAGGAGAGGCAUGAAAGGUGGAGGAGAGGUUGCCUACACUCUGGCGCAGUCUCUGAUUGCUUGGAGAGGAGGGGACUUAGAUGGCUGUGGAGAGGCAGGGACUUUUAGUCUUGGCAACUGAUCCAUGGGUGCAAGUCCUAUUGGGCAUGAGUUCCUGUGCCCAUUACCCCUGACCCUCCACCAGGUCUGUGCAGAUCCUGUUCUAAUAAAGAGUUAACUUCAAUGUGCAGGGUGUGAUUUAUUGCUGGCUGGCUCCUGUCAGUGUGUCUAGAAACUAGCUUGCCAUCUAUUGCCUCUAUUGGCAUCUGCCUCUAUUGCCCCACCCACUGGCCCCAGCCAGCACAGUCAUGUGACCCCAGGAAGGUUGACCCUCUGAUAAUGCCACUUGCUUGUUCAGAUGGAGGAGAGAGAGACAGAUGCGAGUGUGCAGAAACUAGCCUGUGGCACUACUCUAAGAAGGGAAUGCGGUCCUCGAUUCCUGUUUCUCCUGCUUCUAAUUUUUCCGCCUCUCUCCUCCCUCUUCCAGGCCCUGUUUGUGCUCUUCAUCCUGGCGUAUAUCCACAUUGCCUUCUCCCGCUCCCCCAUCAACUGCCUGGAGCACGUCCGAGACAAGUGGCCGCGCGACGGGAUCCUGCGGGUGGAGAUCCAGCGCAACUCCAGCCGCGCCCCCAUCUUCCUCCAGUUCUGCGAGAGCGACCGUUUCCCGGGUAUGGUGGUUGAGGCAGCUGGCGGGGAGGAGGAGGAGGAAGAAGAAGAGGAGGAAAUGAGCGUGGAGAUGUUUGAGAACAGCUCCAUCAAGGUAGGGUGGAGCAGAGCAGACCAUCUCUAAGUGGGUGGACUCUCUCCUUCGUUAGCAGUUUCUAAACAUAGGUUAGACGCAGCUUUCAAAACUCCCAUUGUUCUUGGUGCAUGGGAAGUAUGGCUUUGCUUUUUGCAGUCUUCAGAUGAGGACUAGAACAUGUGAAAAACGAACAUAAGAUCUUAGCUGCCAUUCAUUCAUUUUCAGGUCUGUAUUCUUGUUAUAAAAAAAGCCUGCUUAGACACUCGGUUUCAGCGCCCGUGACCUAGGUUUAAGGUUCCUUUAGCUCCUAGCUUUCAUGUCUCAGUUUCUAUCACUGGUUGGACGGCCGCCUGCAAGGGAUUCUUUAGCUUUGAUUCUUGCAUUUCAGGGGGUUGGAUGUAUGAGCCUAAAGGGGUUUCUUCCAACUCCAACGUUCUGUGAUUCUGUAGGAUGACUGCCUCACCCACUGUAUUCUUUUCCCAUCUCCUUGCUGUGGAGAUCCUCUUGGGUACGAUCCGUCAUCACUGGUUCUCCCUGCUGGGAAUGCAAAACCUGGAUGCUUUUUAGAGAGAGGACUUCUCAGUGGCUAAUUGAGGCCCCAAGGAACUGUUUGUGAGCAGCCUCAGUUACAAGGCAUUGCGUAAGCAACACCAACAGCUGGGAAACCCUAAGUGUGGACAUUCUGGGCCUCUUUAUUCGGGGACUUUCCCCGAAGCCAUGCACCCUCACCAGCCCUGCUCCUCACCCUCCUUGAGCAUUUUUUGCCUGGCUGAAAUGUGUCCUUGCACUCUGAUCGUGACUCUUGCUUCCCUAGAUAGUGGAGCAGGAGAGCUGAAAAUAAUGCCAAUAUAUUUCACCUCUGGCAACCCAUGUGCCCCUUUGGUUUCAGUUAGUACAUGAGUAAACGAGUCUAAAAAUCCCUGGGCACAAAUUUUCACGGCCCUCCACUGACUCUGGUGGCUCAUCUACUAGAGGUAAUGUAUUUUGUGCCAACUCUGGAGGUGUGUACUUGAUUCUGACAAAACUCAGCCUCCAAGAUGCUCAUUGUCUUUUAAAGCCAUCAGACUCCUGUCCCGUCAGAUUUCACUCCCAUCUAGUCCCAGAGCUAGACAGUUGCUUCUAGGAAGCCGUCGAGUAAUGAAUGAUUUAUCAGCACAGCUUUGAAAGGUUCAGCCCUAUUUUCUUGAUUCAGAAUUGGGUCCAGUUGUAUCCCUACUUGGACGAAAACAUGCUUCUUGAUCUUGGGAACCGUCAUGCAAAAUAUGGUUCGAUAUUAUAAAGAGGUUACAAAUAACAUUGCGAACAAACAGCUUUCCAAAAAUAUAUAGGGUUUGUCUCUGCCUUUAGUCCUACUCAGAGUAGACUCAUUGAAAUUAAAAGGGGUGACAUUACAGCCUAUUAAUUUUAGUGGGUGUACCCUUGAGUAGAACUUUGUUGGAUGCAGCCCAUAUAGUAAGGUAAAGGGACCCCUGACCAUUAGGUCCAGUCGUGGCUGACUCUGGGGUUGCGGCGCUCAUCUCACUUUACAGGCCGAGGGAGCCGGCGUACAGCUUCCGGGUCAUGUGGCCAGAAUGACUAAGCCGCUUCUGGUGAACCAGAGCAACGCAUGGAAACGCCGUUUACCUUCCCGCUGGAGCGGUACCUAUUUAUCUACUUGCACUUUGAGGAGCUUUCGAACUGCUAGGUUGGCAGGAGCAGGGACCGAGCAAUGGGAGCUCACCCCGUCGCAGGGAUUCGAACCGCCAACUUCUGGUCGGCAAGUCCUAACGCACAGCGCCAUCCGCGUCCAGCCCGUAUAGUAAAUGUAUGCAAGUUUUUGGCAGGUGUCUGAAACAGUACAGUGAAGGUGCCUGCCUCAUAUCAAGAGGCAGGGAGUUCCAGAGGGCAGCUGCUGCCACAUUGAAAGGUCUGUUUCUCACUAGUGCAGAAAAACAUUAUGUGGUCCUGCUGGGCUGGGUUUUUGUUUCAUUUCUUCCAAGCCCUACAGAGCUGGCAAUAAUUAACGGGUCCUCUUCCCCACCCACCAAACAGUAAUUUCCUUUCCUCCCUUGCGAUCGAACCAGCAUGUAGUACAUUAAAGGUUUGUUAAACCAAAUUAAUGCCUUGUGUGAACAAAUUGCCAGGAGUCCCCGGGUGGCAACGCAGCUGAUUUAACUCACUCAAUUUACUCCUUAAUUUCAUUUAAUUUUCUCCAAUAUGGCUCCUCUUUUAUAUAUAUAUAUAUAUUUCCAUUUGCGUUGAGUGCAACCCAGAACGGGGAUUAAAUAAACCAGCUGAAAGCUACCAUUUGCUGUCUGCCACCGCAGUUGUGCUUCGUAUUAGACCUCAUCUAGCCUUUCAGGGCUGGGGGACUAUUUCAUUUCUCUGUUUAGAGAUUAUUUUGCCUUGGGGGAGGUUGGCAGGAGGCUGCGGGGGCUUGUGUGUGUGUCUAGCUUCUCCAUAUGGCUGUUUAAAGGUUGCUGCAUGUUAUAAAAGUAAUUUUGGAUCCUUAACGAUGACGCGCUAUUUCUCUGUGCCACAACAAAUAUUUUUCCUGAGAGGAGCUGUCAAACGCAGCGUAAACGACUAGAUUCUUUAUCGCCCCCUGAGAGAAAUGCCUUGUUGCUUAUAGUGCACAAAAGUACAGAGGCUGAUCCCGCAGAUGCAGCAAAUGGGUCAGAUGUGACAGUGCAUCUGCAUUCUCAUUCAGGGUUAGGCAGGGUGGGGUCCUCAAGAUGUUACUCCCAUUUAUUUAGGCUCUUAGCCAUGUUCAUUAUGCUGCAGACACACCAGGCUGCCAUGAUCUUUGACACCUGAUAUAUGUGGUUGGUUGGCAUCCGUCAGUCUUGGGAGACAAUGGAAGAGUGUGCCUUAGCAGGUGGAAUCAACCUGCUGGAGAGUUGCAGCUCCUGCUGUGGCUGCAGAGACUGAAGCGGGAGAGACGCACUUUAUUGCAUCCGGGGGAGAUGAAGGCGUGUGUGUGUGUGUGUGUGUGUGUGUGUGUCUGUCUGUCAGGACUCACCCUCUUCUUCAGACUGUAAAUCGUUUUAAUGGUUUUGGAUAUUGCUUCUUUUAAAUUGCUGCCAUGUGUCCUGCAACCUUAUGGCAGACAAAUAAUAAUAAUAGAAGCCAAUGAGUUAGAUCGGUGGUUCCCAAAAAUACUGGGUCACUGCCCCCUUGGUUCCAUCCCCAGUGCCUCCUACCCUACCCUAUAAAAAGGUAAAGGGGCCCCUGACCAUUAGGUCCAGUUGUGGCCGACUCUGGGGUUGCGGCGCUUAUCUCGCUUUAUUGGCCGAGGGAGCCAGCAUACAGCUUCCGGGUCAUCUGGCCAGCAUGACUAAGCCGCUUCUGGUGAACCAGAGCAGCGCACGGAAACGCCGUUUACCUUCCCGCCGGAGCGGUACCUAUUUAUCUACUUGCACUUUGAUGUGCUUUCAAACUGCUAGGUUGGCAGGAGCAGGGACCGAGCAAUGGGAGCUCACCCCGUCGCGGGGAUUCAAACCACCAACCUUCUGAUCGGCAAGCCCAAGGCUCAGUGGUUUAUCCCACAGCACCACUCGCAUCCCUUACCCUACCCUAUAAAAAGCCCUAAAAUUCAAAACAGUAAAACAAUUGCACGUUUCGCCCCCCCCCCCAAAUCCUGUUUAAGCUAUUUAAUAGGGCUGGACGAUACCUGGUUUCAACAUUGUGAUAUAUCGCCAGCUAAACAUUGCAAUCUACUGAUAUAUCACAGUGUCUGAAAUGAGGAUGGAGCUAUGUAGAGGCAUUGGCUGGCUUCACGUUGUAAUUUUUGCAUAGCACCCCCCCACACACAUUAUGAUUCAUUAUAUAUUGCCAGGUGAAAAACUAUGCAACCAACAUCAUGAUUGGGACUUCAGACCAGUUUUGGACAAUCCAGUACAUCACUAUAUUGCCCAGUCCUAUUAUUUAGCUGAAUUAAUUCAACACAAUGGAUGAACUUGAUCCAGUGAUGCUAGCGUUUCAGAGUCUAGUGGCCAUUUACACCUCCCGCUGCCCCCCUGCUGCCCCCUUGCCCCUUAGCAUCCCCCCAGGCAAUGCCCACUUUGGAAACCACUGAGUUAGGAGGACUAGUGGAUCUGAUGUUUGGUAGAAGGCAGCUUCUGCGUUUCCCUGAACUCUUCUCCUCUGUUUCCGCUGAUCCCAGUUUGAGCUGGAUAUCGAGCCCAAGGUCUUCCUCAAGCCCCCCCGCCUGGGCGGCGCCAAGGUGCCAGCCCCCAACGAGAGCCAAGAGUUCUCCUUCAGCGGCGAGCCGGCGUCUAAAGGUAUGCAGCCCCUCAGCGAGACGGUGUCCCAGUUUGAGAUGCUAGCCAAAGCAGGUAAAGAGACGACAUUGCAGACCCUUUAAAUAACCCUCCUUCCCACUCCUCACCUUUGCCACACCCUUCCCUUUGCACCUGCCACUUUCCUUUUCUUUCGGUGUUUGCCUCCUCUCCUUGUGUGUGGGAGAGGUUCCUUUUUGAGAGGGAGUGGGGCCACGGCAGAGAAGGCCCCGCCACCUGCGCACUCUCGGGGCAUGCAGCCUUUGAAACUGACCCGCUCUCAAUGACCUUAAUGCCAUGGAGAGGGGCGGGCAGCGAUAUUAAGAGGUCAAAAAGAUGCACUUUUUAUAGAAGAAUGGAGGCAUUGGGGGGUGGGGACUAUUUGGAAAAGCACUACAGUGGUGCCCCGCAAGACGAAUGCCUCGCAAGACGGAAAAACCGCUAGACGAAAGGGUUUUCCGUUUUGGAGUUGCUUUGCAGGACGAAUUCCCCUAUGGGCUUGCUUCGCAAGACGAAAAUGUCUUGCGAGUCUAGAGAUUUUUUUCGCUUUUCCACCUUUAUCUAAUCUGCUAAGCCUUUAAUAGCCUUUAAUAGCCUUUUAGCAGCUAAUCCCCUAAGCCUUUAAGCCUUUAAUAGCCGCUAAACCGCUAAUAGCGCUAAUAGCGCUAAUCCGUCAAUGGGCUUGCUUCGCAAGACGAAAAAACCGCUAGACGAAGACUCUCGCGGAACGGAUUAAUUUCGUCUUGCGAGGCACCACUGUACAAACAAGUUUAAAAAUUGCAGGUAGGAAAGGAGCAGCAGAAGGGGAAAAAGUAAUUGUAUUAGAGGCAUUUUUGCAAUAGGCGAGAGUUUGAUAUAUACAAAAACACGGGAGGUGGAAGUGGGAAGUCUGUCAGGAAACAAAUGUAAGUAUUUGAUUUAAAGUCAAUUUGUAAAAAAUUGGAAAUUCAGUAAAAAUUGUAUGGGGGGCGGGACAGUGUCCUGAAUCUCUCAGCGUUCAGUUUCAUUGGACGUCCACAAUUCCUAAUGUUAUGAGAGAGGGAGGAAAACUUUUCUCUUUUUCCGUGCCCUGCAUUAAUUUUACAGGCUUCUAGCAUGUCACCUCUUAUUUCCUUAACUAAGAACAUCCAAACACUGCAAGCUUUCCUCAUAGCAGAGUCAUUUUUCCUGUCCUUUUCGGAACUUUCCCCAGCUCCUUGGAGCACCCAGCGAGGUUUCUUUUAAUCGACGGUCAUGCUGUGGUGAACUAGGCUGAGGCAAUACCCCUGGGGGCACCUCUGGUUUUCCAUCCUCUUGGCCUUUUCAAAAAUACCAUUUUCUUUUUUAAAAAAAAUCCUUCCAGUCUGGCCCCAGGAAGAGUACAUCGUGGAAUACUCCUUUGAAUACGGGUUCCUUCGCUUGUCGCACAGCACCCGCCAGCGCCUCAGCAUCCCUGUCAUGGUGGUGACCCUGGGUAAGAAGCUUUGCUUUUCUGUUCAACUGAGGGUGGAGCUUUGUUUAUUUGCUGUGCCUUGUUGGGGCGGGGGCGGAGGGAGGUUGAGCAGCUGAGUACAAAUGUUGUUGUUAUUAUUAUUAUCUCUCUCUAUCUAUAUAAUUUGUUAACGGGGAAAAAUAGCUGCAAACAUAAUCAACAAUUUAAAUCAUUAAGUGUCACAGCCUGGAAGGACAAAAGUACAAAGGUUCAGCAAAGGGGAUAAUGAAGCGUUAACUCGUACAAAGAUUCUCUUUCCUGUGCUGCCACACUGAAAGAUUGAUUCCCGUGUUGCAGAAGGGAAACUGCCUUGCUCAAAACUCCACCUAGUGAGCUUAAAUGGGUGGUGGCAAGAUUUGAACCCGGGAUUGCUCCUUGUUGCUUUUAGGCCUGCGUUGGCCACUACUAGGCCCCCGCUUUUUCUUUUCCCUGUGCCAUGGUGCCUCCCUCCCAAAUCACAAAACGCCCACUCCUUCCCCUCCAGAAGUUGGAAUGUUUCUGAGCGUCCCGUGAAAUGCACAAACACCCCUCGACUUGCUUCUUCCUGCUGCUAUCAGCACAGCCAGUUUUCUUUCCGCCUGUUUUCACAAACCCUCUUCUCCAUCUUCUCCCCAGACCCCACUCGAGACCAGUGCUUUGGAGACCGGUUCAGCCGCCUGCUCCUGGACGAGUUCCUUGGCUACGACGACAUCCUCAUGUCCAGCGUGAAAGCCUUGGCUGAAAACGAAGAGAACAAAGGUUUAGCAUAUGUAUAUAAUUGGUCUCUGUUCUCACUCAGUUACAGAUCUGGGCUGGGCUGUUGCAAUGUCUGGUGGGGCAGAAGGCGGCAAGUCCAACACUAGAUGGUGCCAGAGCCAACUAAUUGGACUAAGUCCACUUUGGGAGAUCUUUGUUGCUGAAACCUCCUUGUUUUUUCCUCCUGUCCAUCCCCAUCACUGCUGCCUUCCCUUCCCUUCUGUCCUUGCUCAGGAUUCCUCCGCAAUGUGGUAUCUGGGGAACACUACCGAUUCAUCAGCAUGUGGAUGGCCCGGACCUCGUACCUGGCAGCAUUCGUCAUCAUGGUCAUAUUCGUGAGUAUUCUGUGUCAGCUCGUGGGCUGCUUUUCAGCCCCAGUAGAUCCCAGGAGAGAUCUUGAACAAUUAUUAUUAUUAUUAUUAUUAUUAUUAUUAUUAUUAAUUUUCAAUUAAAUUUGUAUCCCACCAUUCACCCUUAGAUCUCGGGGCAGUCCAAAACAUAAAAUUGCAACAACAACAAUAAUAGUAAUAAUUUAUUAUUUAUACCCCACCCAUCUGGCUGGGCUUCCCCAGCCACUCUGGGCGGUAUCCAAAAAAAUAUUAAAAUACUGUAAUACAUCAAACAUUAAAAGCUUCCCUAAACAGGGCUGCCUUUAUAUGUCUUCUAAAAGUCUGGUAGUUGUUGUUCUCCUUGACAUCUGGUGGGAGGGCGUUCCACAGGGAGGGCACCACCACCGAGAAGGCCCUCUGCCUGGUUUCCUGUAACUUGGCUUCUCGCAGUGAGGGAACCGCCAGAAGGCCCUCGGUGCUGGACCUCAGUGUCCGGGCUGAACGAUGGAGGUGGAGACGCUCCUUCAGAUAUACUGGACCGAGGCCAUUUAGGGCUUUAAAGGUCAGCACCAACACUUUGAAUUGUGCUCGGAAAAUAAGAGCAACAACAAAUCAAUGACCCCCUCCCACAACACAUUUAAAAGGAUAUUGGAUGUGAAUACCCUUUUAACAGCCUCGGGCCUGUAGACCUGAAGGAGCGUCUCCACCCCCAUCGUUCUGCCCGGACACAGAGGUCCAGCUCCGAGGGCCUUCUGGCGGUUCCCUCCCUGUGAGAAGGGAGGUUACAGGGAACCAGGCAGAGGGCCUUCUCGGUGGUGGCACCUGCCCUGUGGAAUGCCCUCCCAUCAGAUGCCAAGGAAAUAAUGGAAAUAAACAAGUAUCUGACUUUCAGAAGAAAUCUGAAAGCAGCCCUGUUCAGGGAAGUUUUCAAUGCUUAAUGUUUUAUUCUGCUGGGAGCUGCCCAGAGUGACUGGGACAACCCAGUCAGAUGGACAUCAUAAUAAUAAUAAUAAUAAUAAUAAUAAUAAUAAUAAUAAUAUCAGCCAAAGGCCUGGUUGAAGGCGAACAAUUUCACCUGGUGCCUAGAGGUGUAUAAUGAAGGAGCCAGCCAAAGCUCCCUGAGUGGUCUGUGGUUAAAAUAAUUGACUGAGAACCCAGUGAAGUUCCUCGCUGGGUGAUAUUGAGGGAUGCAGCUCAGAGGCCUUCACAACCAGCAAUGAGGUCUCGAUAAUUACUGAAAUCAUCUUUUUCAAGGGGAGAGGCUUGUUCCAUGACAGAUCACCACACCUUUAAAACAUCUGCACUACUGACAUUCAAACUUUGGGAUUGUUGAAAUAUUGUAUAUACAACAACAAAUUAAUCGAUUUGUGCGACUCAAAAAUUUUAGGCAGUGUGGACUAAAUUCGCUUCUGGGGUCCCUCUGGAAUUGGAGGCCCCGAAGCUUAAGGUUCAUUAGUUUCCUAGUUGAGCCACCCCUGGAUCACAGAGUCGGAAGGGGACCCUGAGGGUCAUCUAGUCCAACCCCCUGCAAGGCAGGAAUCUCAGCUCAAGCAUCCAUGACAGAUAGCUAUCCAACCUCUCCUUAGAAACCUCCAAGGAAGAAGAUGAUUAAAUAAGCACUGACUAUUAAAUAGCACUGGAGAUAAGAUUAUUAAAAGCUAAUUAUUUGGGAGCUCAUGUGUACAGUGCCUUCGGUAUUUAAUUCAGGCGAAAGGGCAGGUGUCUGCAACUAUUAGAAUUUUGGUUGGUUGGGGGUGGUUUUUUGGGGGGGGGUGACACUGCCCUACAUUCAUAGGGAGCUGGGGCUCUAACACUUGCCCACCCCUUCUCUUUUCCAGACUCUGUCUGUCUCCAUGCUUCUGCGAUACUCGCACCACCAGAUCUUCGUUUUUAUUGGUAAGUAUUUCAUCCGGUCUUGCUGGCUUUCCGAGAGCCCAAGUGGUCCGUUUGCUGGAGGACAAAGACAGCAGUUUUCUUCUUUCCCCAACCCCCUGGGUAGAGGGUUCAAACAAGACUUGCCACUUCCGAUCAGUCAGCAUCAGAAGGUCCACAGUUUGAAGGGAACCCAAGGGUCAUCAUUCCUGCAAUGCAGGAAUCUCAGCUAAAGCAUCCAUGACAGCCUAACCUCUGCUUAAAAACCUCGACAACCUCCUGAGAGAGACCUUGUAUAUAACAGUUAGAGAAUGUGAGGCCAUUGUUGAAGCGGCUGCUCUGGCUGACCACUUUACUGCUAGUCCAGGUUCAGGGUUCUUGUAUUAAUUAAUUUUAAAAGCCCUGAACAGCUUAGGCCCAGGGUUCCUCAGGGGCUUCCUGAGCCCUUAUAUUCCAGCUUGAUCACUGACAACACCUGCAGGAGCGUCGCUGGUCAUUCCCCGAGUCGGUGAGGCUGGUUUGACAACAAUGAGAAACGGAGCCAUUAUUGUAAUUGGCCCAGUCCUGUGGAACUCCCUCCCACUAGAGCAGUGGUUGUCAAAGGGUGUCGGAAGAGAGGAUGGCAAGUGUGGCAGGAAGAUUCAAGGGCAAUCAAAUAAAUUUUGAACAGUUUUUAUGUAACUGUGUUGUUUUAUACUUUCUGGAUCAUAUUAGGAAGUAGUUGUGUUCUAUAUUAUAAAACAAGCACUGCUAGGUUUUUUUGUUUUGUUUUCCAGUGUAUUUCUUAUUGAUAAAAAAAUGGGUGUGGUGUGAGCAAACUUUUAUUCUGAAAAUGUGACUCAGAGAAAAAAGUUUGAGAACCACUGCACCAGAGAUUUAGCAGGUGCCUUCUGUGCCAAUUUUUAAACACCGGCUGGAAACUUUUCUAUUCCACCCAGCCUAUACAGGCGAUGAAGAAUGGUUAAUUGGUGUCUAACUUUUUAAUUUUAAUUGGGACGUGGGUGGCGCUGUGGGUUAAACCACAGAGCCUAGGACUUGCCGAUCAGAAGGUUGGCGGUUUGAAUCCCCACGACGGGGUGAGCGCCCGUUGCUCGGUCCCUGCUCCUGCCAACCUAGCAGUUUGAAAGCACGUCAAAGUGCAAGUAGAUAAAUAGGUUCCACUCCAGCGGGAAGGUAAACGGCGUUUCCGUGCGCUGCUCUGGUUCGCCAGAAGCGGCUUAGUCAUGCUGGCCACAUGACCCGGAAACUGUACGCCGGCUCCCUUGGCCAGUAAAAAAAAGAGAGAGAGAGAUGCAGUGGUAUGAUAAUUUAACUUAAUUUAUUUACAAAGUUAAAAAUAAUAUUUUGAAGCCAAGUUGUAGUUAGCACUAACCACAGUUUGUCGACCGAGAUGUGCUAAACAAAAUUUGGCAAAAUUUGCAGCCUCUCUCUUGCCUCUGCUUUUUGCAUUCCUUCUAAUUGGAGAUCAACCCUGGGGUCAUCUGUGUUGAGGGGUUCCUCUUCUCCCACCUGGGGCUACAACUGCCUCCUCUCCUCUUGAAUGUUUUCCUCCUCCCUCUCACAGUGGACCUUCUGCAAAUGCUGGAGAUGAACAUGACCAUUGCCUUCCCGGCAGCCCCGCUGCUGACCGUCAUCUUGGCUCUCGUGGGUAAGGAGACCGCCUCGCAGGAAUGUCAGGAACUGCCUUUGAUAUACCAGGCCCAUUAAUUCUGUCUCUUACAUCUUGCGCACCACCUUUUCCUCCCAAGGAGCUCAAGGUGAUGGGCACGAUUCUUUCCCCUCCCCGUUUUAUCCCCCCAGCAGCCCUGUGAGGGAGGCUAGGCUGGAAAAGAGUCAGAGGCUACUGGCCCCUGGUCACCCAGUGAGCUUCAGUGGCUGAGUGGGGAUCUGAACCUUAGGUCCUGAGACCAGUUCCUGGGAAUCACAAGCGGGGAGAGUUGCUGCUGUUGCGCUGUGCUCAGGCCCUCAGGGGUGGGUGGGGGUGGGGGACUCCCUGGUCCUUCGUGGGGUAACUGUGCCCCUGAAGGACCAGGUGCUCAGCCUGGGGGUCAUUUUUAACUCACAGCUGUCCAUAGAGGUGCAGAUCAAUUCUGCGUCCAGGGCGGCUGUCUACCAGCUCCGUCUGAGACCCUCCCUGCCUGCACCCUGUCUGACCAGAGUGGUCCAUGCUCUGGUUAUCUCCCACUUUGACUACUGCAAUGUUCUCUCUGUGGGGCUACCUUUAAAGGUGACUCAGAAACUACAACUAAUCCAGAAUGUGGCUGCUGGGACCCAAAGACCUGCAUAGGCACCCAGUAUGUUUCCGAGCACAAUUCAAAGUGUUGCUGCUGACCUUGAAAGGCGUAAACGGCCUCAGCCCUGUAGACCCAAAGGAGCACCUCCCCAUCAUUCAGCCCAGACACUGAGGUCCAGCUCCAAGGGCCUUCUGGCAGUUCCCUCAUUCCCUCCUUGCGAGAAGUAAGGCUACAGGGAACCAGGCAGAGGGCCUUCUUGGUGGUGACGCCCACCCUGUGGAGCACCCUCCCAUCAGAUGCCAUGGAGAUAAAGAACUGUACAACUUUCCAAAGACAUCUGAAGGCAACCCUGUAUGGGGAAGUUUUUCAUGGUUGUUGUUUUACUGUGUUUUUAGUAUUUUGUUGGGAGCCACUCAGAGUGGAUGGGGCAACCCAGUCAGGUGGGCAGCAUAUACAUAAUAAGGAUAAUAAUUCUCAUCUGGGGCAUCUGAUUGGUCACUGUGAGGAGAGGAUGCUGGACUAGGAGGCCCUUGGCCUGAUCCAGCAGACUCGUCUUGCAUCACUCUUGGGAUGCUGAGCUCCCUGAUGACUUGCUGGCCUUCUCUCUCCCCUCCUCUCCUUCAUCCUGUGGCAGGCAUGGAGGCGAUCAUGUCCGAGUUCUUCAACGACACCACCACAGCCUUCUACAUCAUCCUCAUCGUGUGGCUGGCAGACCAGUACGACGCCAUCUGCUGCCACACCAACACCAGCAAGAGGCAUUGGCUCAGGUAAGGGCACACGGAGCUUCCAGUUCCUGGUGUUCAUAGGCCUCCUUUUCUCCCAGCCCGCUUGAGGUGGCCUGUGACGUCCUCCUUCCACCCCUUCUUUAUUCAUGCAAUGGCUCUGCGAGAUAGGUUGUGGUUCCUGCAUUGCGGUGGGGUUGGGCUAAGUGACCCUGGCGUUCAUUGCGGCUCUGCAAUUCUUUGGUUCUAUGAGAGGCAAGGGACAGGCCCCAGGGUCACACACAGUGAGCUUCAUUGCCAAGUGUGGGACUUGAAACAUGGUCUCCCGGUCAGCGUUCGAAAUUAGCCAGGAACCAGGCACAUUUUGCACCUGCCUGUUGUCCACUUGCGACCAAGGGAAGAUGCCUGAGUGCCAGGAUGGCGCUUGAUGUCCCCACCACCUGGAGGUGCCUGCCUGGGGAUCCCUGGAUCUGGUCUGUUUUCACACACUAGCAACACAUCCUGUAGAAUUCUACCCAUUUUAUUUUAUCUGCAAAAUCAGAAUGAAUUUCAGGAACCAAAAAGUCAUACUGAAAAAUACGAUUUCCUGCUUCCUGGCAGCAAAAUGGCAACUAGGCAUUCUGUUUUGGCAGCUGUAACCCUGGUUUAAGGAGCCAUUUGGAGCCUAGCUUUUAUUUCUGAGUUUCUAACACCACUCACAGCUCAGUAACUGCUGCACCACAUUGGCUCUCUUCUGUGCCAGAUCUGACCACUGAACUCAGCCCUGUCUGUUUCCAAUGGUCCUUUAUUUGGUUGACUUCCCAACCUUCUUCCACAAUGUUUCCGUUCCCAUCUUUCAGUUGUGUGGCAGGGGAGAGGUGGAUUUGAGAGAGAGAGAGAGUUUAUUUCACUGUACUUACACUGUUAAAUUGUAAGAAAAGAGCUAGCAACAAUAACUUAAAACCUUCAGAAAGUUAAUAUAGCAAUAGACUAGAAACAGAUUAAGACACACAUCAACUUUCUGGGUUGUUGGCAUCUGUCUGUCUCGAGAGACAACGGAGUGCACCUCUGGGGGUGAAGCCAAACUGCUGUGUGAGCAGCAACGAUGUGACCUCCCUGGGGUGCAGGCCUGGGCUGUGUGUCUGGAGAUCCUGGGCUGCCCAGAUGGCAAGACCUGCCUUUCAGCCUUGCUGGUGUCCAAAGGAAAGCAGAGCAAGAUCUUUGGCACCAGCUUGACUGCAGGAGUUGCUGGAAGGAGGCGGACAAGGUGCCAUCCAACCGCUUUAGGGACUCCGCUCUGGAUUGUGUAGGGUUUAUUCCUGAGCCUUUUCUUCUCCCAAAUAUAUUCCUCAAGGCAGCAGAGGUUUAGGAUCAGAGUUUUCCUUCUCCCAGAUGGGCUCCCUUCCCAGGCAGAUUCCACAGACCCCCCCCACUUCCCUCCACAGCAUGUUCAGAAAUCCCUUUCUAAACAGGCAUGUUUUUAGCAGGCGCGGAAAAGAGCACAGCGAAGGCACCUGCCUGGCAUCAGUAGACAGGGAGUUCCACAGGUGCUGCCAUGAUAAAAGGUCGAGUUCUUAUAAAUGUGGAAACGGUCUUUAUGUGGAGUCUGUAACAGGGCUAGUACAGCUGAUCCAAGAGGUCAGUACCCAUCAUUCUGCCCUAACUGCAGCUUCAGAUCAAGUGUGAUUGAAGCCCUACGGAGCGUGUGCUGCCGCAAUCCAGUAUUGAUAUAUGUGCUUUAACCCCCUUUCCCCCAUGUCUCUGUUCCUCUCCAGGUUUUUCUACUUGUACCAUUUUGCCUUUUAUGCCUACCAUUACCGCUUCAAUGGGCAAUACAGCAGCUUGGCCCUGGUCACAUCGUGGCUUUUCAUACAGGUACGUUGGCAAUUUCACCAUGUUUGUCUGGAGUGCAGGAAAACCCAUUCAGGAUGUAGAACUAACCAUAGCAAGGAAGCAGGAUGAUGUUGAACUCAGCCGGACUUUGUGGAACAGUAGAGGGAGCUGGGCGCAUUUAGCCUGGAACCAGCAUUCAAAAUUUCCCAGGCGGAUUUUGCACCUGGCUAUUGGCCACUUGCAACCGAGUGAAGAUGCCGAGAUGGCUCCUGACAUCUCCACCAUCUGGAGGUGUUUGCCUGGAGAUCCUUGGAUAUUGACUGUUUUCACAUACUGCGGAAUUCUGUCCGUUGUAUUUUAUCCGCAUGAUCAGAAAAAAACAAAUUUCAGGAGCCAAAAAGUUGUGUUGAAAAAAUACAAGUUUCAAGCUAUCUGGCCCCAAAAUGGCAACUAGGCGUUCCCUUUUCGGCAACCGUAACCUUAGUUUAAGGAGCCAUUUGGAGCCUAGACAUAAAAAUGUUUCUUCAUCAUCAUCAUAAUUUUAUUAUUCAUGUGCUGUUCAUUUGACUCGGUUGCACCAGCCACUUUGGUUGGCUUCCAACAAAAUAUUUAAAACACAAUGCAACAUCAAUCAUGAUGAACAUGCUACCUUCAGAUGUAGUUCAGUUAGUUCCUUUUACUGUGUUGUGAAAACAUCAAUAAAAAAGUUCAAAAAAGGGGCACAGAAUUCUGCAUUCUUCAGUGGUGGGCCCAGGUUAUUUUGGUGUGUAAGCUUUCUUUUAAAAACACCCAGUUUUGCCCAAGGGGCUGGGAGGGGGAAGCAGGCAGCGGAAUGGGCCACGAUUCAGAAGGCUUGGCCAGUGUGGAUGUCAGCCGCCUUUGCCCCCAGCUCACCCCCUCUGCCCCUUGCCUUUCCCACAGCAUUCCAUGAUCUACUUUUUCCACCACUACGAGCUGCCGGCCAUCCUGCAGCAAAUCCGGAUCCAGGAGAUGUUGCUCCAGAACCAGCAGGGUGGAGCCCAGACCACCCUGCAGGACAACCUCAACAACAACAACACGGUUGCCCCCGCCGACCCGGCCGGCCCGCGGCCCCACCUGGACAGGGGCCCCGCUGGGGACGGCCCCCUGGCACCCGAGGAUGCCCACACAGCAGCCGUCGUAGCCGCCACGGUGGCCUCCCUGGGCGACAACUUCAACUGGGUGGCGGAGACAGCCGUCAUCGCGGAGGCCUCCUUCAUGUCCAACCUGAGCGGCUCCCUCCUGGACCCCAGCGUCACGCCAGAAGCCGCCGGGCCCAGCGGGGACCUUCAGGACGUGGCGUCGGCCUCGAGCGUCAUGACCCGCCUCCUGGUCAGCAGCGACCUCGCAGAGGCUCCUGUAGGGUCCAUUGCCAUCGAGGUCACGUCCACCGCUGGGGUUCCCUCACCAGGCGGAUCGGCCUCUGCUGCUGCCGCCACCACCCCCCUCAGUCCAGCCCAUGAGGACAUCCCACAGCCUCCAGAGAGCUCAGCUGGCCGCGGCAAACCUCCGGACACAGACUGCCUCGCAGGCUGCUGUCCACUCGGCUCUGCUGCAAGCGGGGCCCCGGGCGAGGCCUCCGAGGAGGGACUCGCGCAGGCGGACUCCUCGGCGCCGGCGCCUUUGGACAGUGCGGCUGAUGCGGGCCCAGAUUCCCACUGCCUCUCCUGA
Podarcis lilfordi (Lilford's wall lizard) is the source of this 19362-nucleotide messenger RNA. NCBI's taxonomy places the organism in Eukaryota, Metazoa, Chordata, Lepidosauria, Squamata, Lacertidae. The record is from the annotation of a GenBank genome assembly.